Messenger RNA from Salvia miltiorrhiza (redroot sage), 1651 nucleotides. RefSeq lists its product as uncharacterized. NCBI's taxonomy places the organism in Eukaryota, Viridiplantae, Streptophyta, Magnoliopsida, Lamiales, Lamiaceae. The coding region runs from base 131 to 1495 and encodes 454 amino acids. The record is from RefSeq and is a predicted model, not a curated record. Gene Ontology annotation, cellular component: nucleus. Gene Ontology annotation, biological process: regulation of DNA-templated transcription. The transcript is spliced from 5 exons.
CACAACACACAGUUGUUCUGCACUAAAACCCCGCCUCCAAUUUGACCGUUGUAAAUCGCUCCUUCUCUCUCCUUGCCUACAAACAGCCACAAAAUCUCGAGCUCCACAAUCAAACUGUGCAGCUUCAGCAAUGGUAGCUCUGACAAGCUCAGCUCCGGAGAACCUCAACAUUCCCGAACAGAUGCAGCAAGGGGAAGCGCGCGGCGGCGAGAUCUCGGAUUAUGAACUGUGCAGAGAGGAAAGGAUCAGAGAGAAUCGGGAGAGAAUGCAGAAGCUCGGCAUUUUUGAUCUCUCUCAGAAAUUCAAUGCCCCAAAGCCCACUCCCGUCAGAGCCGCUUACCGCAAAGCUCCGCGCCUUCACUCUCCGCUGCCUCCGUCGUCUGCCGGCCCCACCCGCCGCUCCUCUAGGCUGCAAAGCUCGACGCCAGUUAGUUACUGCGAAUUACGCGUGGAGAAAAAAGACAAAUCAUCGAAGGAAUACAAUAUUUUGAGAGAGGAGGGGUCGAGACCUGAAGUUUACACCGAGGAACAUGACAAGCUGCUGGGAAGCACCGAAAUGAACUGGACUCUUUUUGUUGAUGGAUAUGGAAAAGAUGGCAAGCGAAUUUAUGAUCCCGUCAAGGGGAAGACUUGUCAUCAAUGCAGGCAGAAAACUCUUGGUCAGCGUACACAUUGCAGCAACUGCAGCAUGGUUCAAGGACAGUUCUGUGGAGAUUGCUUGUACAUGAGAUAUGGGGAGAAUGUGCUCGAAGCAAAUGCAAAUCCUGAUUGGAUUUGCCCCGUUUGUCGUGGAAUUUGCAACUGCAGUUUGUGCCGCCAAGCAAAAGGGUGGCCUCCUACCGGGAUUCUUUACAAGAAGAUUUCAAAUCUUGGCUACAAGUCAGUGGCACACUAUCUCAUCCAAUCACGACGUGCAGAUACUGAUAAAGAGAUCAAUGUCGGUAGUAAGGUACCAGUUUCUGCUAAGAGAUCUCUACCUUUUUCAGACAUUGAUGUAACUGGUGAAGAGGAUAAUCUUUCUAAACCUAGCCGCGAAUGUUCAAACCCUGAUCAUCCCGUAUCCAUAGCUGAUCAAGAAUUUAGUGAUGGUAAAUUGGCUCCUGAAAGCGGAGCCAAGCCUUUGCCAAAUCCUGCUGAUGCUGCUCUCACGAAGGAUCAAGUUGAAUAUCCAUUGAAGCCCAAAGUUGAAAAAGAUUCUGCUGGAUGUGACAAUGAUAAAGAGACUAUACCAAUACUUUUAGGUGAAACUCUUGAAAGAGGUGGUGAUGAUGCAUAUGAAGUUGAGAAGGAGAAGUCUGUUCUGGACAGCAAAUGUGUCGUUGAAUCAGAAACGAGUCCAAAACCCACCAAGAAACGAGCGAGCUAUGAACCAGCACCGGAUAGUAUUGGCUGGAGGUUGAGAAUGAGGCACAAAAACCCCCAGUUGGUAAGUGCAUCCACAACAGCAGAUGUGGGAGGCAUUGCUAGUAGAUUGAGAAAGCGUUGCAGAGCGUAGCUACUGACGCGUUUUUUCGGCUCAACGACCUCUUUAUGGUGCAGAGAUUUUGUUUAAGAGAGAGAGGCGUCUGUUGUAAUGUUAGUUUAACUAACAACUCCUUCAUGUAGUGUAAUUUAGAUGUAAUGCAAUGGAUUGCAAAACUCUUCCUUUUUA